CGCCGGGUGCCGCUGCCCAGUCCGAGCUAAUCGCAGGGUCUGUGUGCGUGUGUGUUCCUGGCUGCGGCUCAGCACAGAGGACAUAGAGCUUCCUGCGUGCUGCUAGGCAGCCCGGACUCAUUCUGCCGCAUUCAUGCCUCGUACCGCCACCAUUACGCAGAGGAAUUCCCUACUGUCUCCUCCACUGCUCCUCACAGGCAGAGUGAGUGUGGUUUAGAGAGAGAGAGAUAGAGGGGAGGAGAGGAGACGGGCUGCAAAGCGACACUGACAGAUAGAGGACAGAGCUGGAUUUUGUGUUGGAUGUUUACAUGACGGUGCGCGGCGUUUGUUUAUGUGGAGGAGACUUUUUAUAGGCUUUACUGCUGACCUCUGUGCCAUGGGACUGCGCGCAUAUUUAAGAAGGAAGAACACUGUGUAUUUAAGCAUGCAAGUGAGCGUGUGAGUGUUUGUUCCUGAUGCGGUCAAAACGGGCCAGCCGUGUGUGUAUCGUGGUGCUGGAGGAGGUGGAGGAGGACGAGCCCUCUCCUUCAUCCCCACCUCCUCGGCCCAAAUCGUCUCUUGAGCUGAGGUCUCAUCAAGUCUCUCGAAGGGCUGCUCUGCAGGAUGUUAAGCCAUCUCUGCUUAGAGCCAUCUUUAACGUGGACCCAGAUGAAGUUCGCUCACUUAUCUUUAAGAAGGAGGAUGUCAACAUUCAGGACAAUGAGAAACGGAGCCCACUUCACGCUGCAGCAUACCUUGGAGACGCUGAGAUCAUUGAGCUGCUCAUCCUUUCAGGAGCCAGAGUUAAUGCCAAAGAUAACAAGUGGUUGACUCCUCUCCACCGUGCUGUGGCUUCUUGUAGUGAGGAUGCAGUGACGGUGCUGCUGAAGCACAGCGCAGACGUAAAUGCUCGGGACAAGAAUUGGCAGACGCCGCUGCACGUAGCAGCCAGCAACAAGGCGGUCCGCUGUGCCGAGGCUUUGGUCCCAUUGCUGAGCAACGUGAACGUAUCUGACCGCGCAGGACGCAACGCACUGCACCACGCCGCCUUUAGUGGCCAUGUAGAGAUGGUGAAAUUGCUGCUCUCCAGAGGAGCCAACAUUAAUGCGUUUGACAAGAAGGACAGGAGAGCCAUCCACUGGGCGGCCUACAUGGGUCACCUGGAGGUUGUGAAGUUACUGGUGGCCAGUGGGGCUGAGGUCGACUGUAAGGACAAGAAGGCCUACACGCCGCUUCAUGCAGCCGCCUCCAGUGGCAUGAGCAGCACGGUGCACUACCUGCUAAGCCUUGGUGCCCAUGUAAAUGAGGGUAACACCUACGGCAACACGCCGCUCCAUUUGGCCUGUUACAACGGACAGGACGUGGUGGUGGGCGAGCUCAUCGAGGCAGGAGCUGAUGUAAAUCAAGUGAACGAGAGAGGGUUUUCUGCACUUCACUUCGCUUCGUCUUCACGCCAAGGUGCGCUGUGCCAGGAGCUGCUGCUGGCCCACGGAGCAUGCAUCAACUUGAAGAGUAAGGAUGGUAAGACCCCCCUUCACAUGGCAGCUACGCAUGGACGCUUCUCCUGCUCCCAGGCCCUCAUUCAAAAUGGAGCUGAGACAAACUAUGAAGACAGAAGCAGAAACACUGCCCUACACAUUGCAGCCCGCUAUGGCCAUGAGCUCAUCAUCACAUCGCUCAUCAAACACGGAGCCAACAUUGCCAAGAGAGGCAUUCAUGGGAUGUUACCGCUACACCUGGCAGCUCUCAGCGGCUUCUCCAAUUGCUGCAGGAAGCUGCUGUCCUCAGGAUUUGUAAUAGACACCCCUGAUGACUUUGGAAGGACGUGUCUGCAUGCUGCUGCAGCUGGAGGAAACCUGGAGUGUCUGAACCUGCUCUUAAACACAGGAGCUGACUUUAACAGGAAGGACAACUAUGGAAGGGCUCCACUACACUAUGCAUCAGCCAACUGUAACUACCAGUGUGUGUUUGCUCUGGUGGGCUCUGGGGCAAGUGUUAAUGAUCUGGAUCAGAACAGCUGCAGCCCUCUGCACUACGCCGCUGCUGCCGACUCAGAUGGAAAAUGUGUGGAGUACCUGCUGAGGAACGAUGCUGAUCCUGGAGUAAAGGACAGACAGGGUUACAAUACAGUGCACUAUGCCUCAGCGUAUGGGCGCACGCUUUGUCUGGAGCUGAUUGCCAGUGUGAGACCUCUUGAUGUGUUAAUGGAGACAUCAGGAACAGACAUCCUGAGGGACUCUGACAACCAGGCGCCCCUAAGUCCACUCCAUCUGGCGGCUUACCACGGACACUGUGGGGCAUUAGAGGUUCUCCUGGCAUCCCUGCUGGACGUGGACGUGCGCAGCCCGGACGGACGGACCCCUCUAGGUUUAGCCUGCUCCAGGGGCCAUCAGGAAUGCGUGUCACUGCUGCUACAUCACCGCGCCUCUCCCAUGACCCGUGACUACAUAUACAAAAAGACAUCCUUACAUGCUGCAGCUAUGAAUGGCCACCCAGAAUGUCUUCACCUGCUUCUGAGUAGCAACAAUCAACACAUUAAUGUGGAUGCACAAGACAACAACAGACAAACUCCUCUGAUGUUGGCAGUGCUGAAUGGACACACAGAGUGUGUGUACUCUCUGCUCAAUCAAGGAGCCUGUGUGGAGACUCAGGACCGCUGGGGUCGGACAGCACUGCACCGUGGGGCCACCACAGGCCAGGAUGAGUGUGUGGAGGCUCUCCUCCAGCGAGGGGCCAGUGUGUGUGUGAAGGACAUUCGGGGCCGCAUCCCGCUGCACUUAGCUUCGGCUUGUGGCCACGUGGGAGUCCUGGGAACUCUCCUGCAGACCACCACCCCAUCCGAUACUCACCUCACAGACAACCAGGGCUACACACCGUUGCACUGGGCCUGCUAUAACGGGUAUGAUGCAUGCGUGGAGGUUUUGUUAGAUCACGAGGUGUUCAGGAAGAUUAAAGGAAACUCCUUCAGCCCGCUGCACUGUGCUGUUAUAAACGAUAACGAGGGGGUGGCUGAGAUGUUAAUUGACUCCCUGGGUGCAAUAAUCGUCAAUACCACAGACUCCAAGGGAAGAACCCCCCUCCAUGCCGCUGCAUUUUCUGACCACGUGGAGUGCAUUUCUCUUCUUCUGAGCCACGGAGCUCAGCCCAACGUCAUCGACAGACUCACACACAAAACACCGCUAAUGAUGGCAGCUCUGAACGGACAGACCAACGCCGUGGAGGUGCUGGUGAGCAGUGGCAAAACAGAAUUGUCCCUGCAGGACGUAAACCGGAACACUGCGCUGCAUCUAGCGUGUAGCAAGGGUCAUGAAACAAGUGCCUUGUUGAUUCUUGAGAAAAUCGGCGAUAGGAACCUCAUCAACUGCACCAAUGCUGCUCUCCAGACGCCGCUGCAUGUAGCAGCCAGGAUGGGACUAACGGUGGUGGUCCAGGAGCUGUUGGGAAAAGGAGCCAGCGUGUUGGCGGUGGAUGAGAAUGGUUAUACUCCAGCUUUGGCCUGUGCCCCGAAUCGCGAUGUAGCCGACUGCUUGGCCCUCAUCCUCAACUCAAUGAUGCCCACCUCCCCCACGGUGACGAUAGCAGCCAUACCCGCUUUGUCUCUCACCCACACGGUCAUCAACCAUCACCCGACAUCAAACCACAUCUCCAAAGGUGUGGCGUUUGAUACCCCACCCCCUCUGAGACCUGACCACGUCUCAUACUGCAGGCCGGAGAGGCCGCUGUCCUCCAUGUCUGCAGACGAUGAACUGAACGACUCGGACUCGGAGACCUACUGAGAACUUUUGGAGACAGUCUUCUAAUACUGGCAGGCUAGCCAACCACUCAGGAGCCUUAAUAGAUAACUAACUAAAAGAUGGAGAAAGUAGAGCAGAUAAUCUUUGGUGGAGCUUCCUCAAACUUAGAAAUAGUCUUUUAUUCAUACACUGCCUUGCAAACAUAUUUCUACCCCUUGAACUUUUUCAGAUCUUGUCAUGUUACAACAAACUUUAGAUCAUUUUAUUGGGGUUUUAUGUGAUAGACAACACAAAGUAGUGCAAAAUUGUGAAGUAGAAGUAAAGGAUACAUCGUUUUCAGUUUUUUUUUUAUAAAUGAAAAUUUGAAAAACAUAGGAUGCAUUUUUAUUCAGCCCACCUGCAUCAAUUCUUCAGAAAAACCAUCUUUCACUGCAUUUACUGCUGAAAGGCUUUUGGGGUAUGUCCUGACCAUCUUUGCACAUCUAGAGAGUGAAAGUUUUGUCUGUUGUGCUCUGAAGAAUAACGCAACCUCAAUCAGACUGGAUGGAGAGUGUCUAUGAAGAUCAAAUUUCAAGUCUUGCCACAGAUUCUCAGUUUGACGUAGAUCUGAGCUUUGAGAUAAAUGCACUUUGAUCUGAACCAUUCGAUAGCAACUCUGGCUGUGUUUAGGUUCAUUGUCCUGCAGUGAGGUGGACCCCCAACCUGGACCAUCUUUUGCUUUGUCUGCUAAGGUUGUCCUGACCAGCUUCCCUGUCCCUGCUUAAAAAAGGUAUCCACACAGCAUCCAGUUGCACCACCAUGUACAGGCUGUUGGUUUUCUGCCAAACGUAGUGUUUUGCAUUUUGGCUAACAACUUCAAUUUGGGUUUGAUCUGAUCCGAUCAGAUCAUCUUCCUCCAUGUUUGCUGUGUCCCCUACAAGACUUCCUACAUUUUUUUUUUCCCAACAAUGACUUUGUUCUUGCAAUUCUUUCACAAAGGCCAGAUUUGUGACAUGCAUCACCAAUAGUUGUCUUUUUAAAAUGAUUCUCCCACCUGAACUGUGAAGCUCCUCCAGAGUUACCAUGGGCCUCUCGGGUGAUUCUCUGAUUAGCGCUCUUCUCUCUUUGCCUGUCAGUUUGCAGUUGCUUUGCAUUUUCAGAUGCUGGAUUGAACAGUGCUCAGGAUAUGUUCAGAACUUGAGAAACUGUUUAUGACCUAACCCUCCGUUAAUCUUCUCCACAACUUUACUUGACCCGUUUGCUCUGUUCAAUUAUUUAUGAUGCUGUAAAUGGGGCCGAUGACACUUUCCCUUCCACUUCAUGGUUACGCAGUACCUUGUGUUGGUAUAUUGCACAAAAUCCCCAUAAAAUGCGUUGAGGUGUGUAGAAAAUGUGAAAAAGUUCAAGCGGUAUGAAUACUUUUGCAAGGCUCUGUACUCGUUUCCUUAAGGUGCAUACCCAUACCCACUUGGGGUAAGGGCAUAAACACUACACCUCUGAGAAAGCACUGUACGGCCAGUAACCUUUUAAAAUGUAAAAGCAGUAUUUUCCUUUAAUGAGUUAAGCUUCUACUGUAUAUAGAAACUCCCGCGAGUGAUUUUUAACUCUUUUGAAAGGGUUAGUUUUCCUCCAAAAAAAGCUUGAAGUGUCGUCAAGCUCAGAGGAAACGUGGGAGAACUUUAUGGGACCAGCUGACUGUACUUGAGUUUGUUUUUACUCGGUUCUUUGAGCUAUCAUGGUAGACAUUAAUGAUCGUCACUCAUGACCUUUUCAUUUCCCAGGAGGAUAGCAUUGUUAUUGAAUUUGUAUUUAUUUUCAAGUGUAGACUCAAUCUUUAAGCAGGUGGAUAUCAGACCUUCUUACUGUACAAAUGAUUCAGACUUCAGUUGACUGACAGGCUGAAUGAACGGGCCCUUUGAAUCUUGCAAUGAUGGAACUACUUAAUGUUUGUGCUGGAGACGGUGUGUGAGUGCAUGUUGGUGUGUGUAAGAGGUAAAGACAUGACUAAAUGUUGCCUUUUCAGAAAUAUGCAAAGUUCAGACAGAGGUUGAAGGCUGUUUGGUGUAAUGUUUGUAAAAAUUUAACUUACAGAUGAAUAAAAAGAUUUGUUUUAUUUACUUUGAACACAAGAGGAUGUGA
Molecule: messenger RNA, 5831 nt
Organism: Girardinichthys multiradiatus
Lineage: Eukaryota; Metazoa; Chordata; Actinopteri; Cyprinodontiformes; Goodeidae
Gene: ankrd28a
Product: serine/threonine-protein phosphatase 6 regulatory ankyrin repeat subunit A
Exons: 29
Coding region: 456-3755 (1099 amino acids)
Cellular component (GO): cytoplasm
Molecular function (GO): protein binding
Source: RefSeq, a predicted model, not a curated record